AUGGUGAAGGGAGGCAAGAGAUAUGAGAAGCAGAUUGGACGCUGUAUGAAGAAGAGGCAUAAAAGAACAUCAGAGUGGAGGUGCCACAAGUGGCGUGAGAGGAAACAGAAGAGGGGCAAGUGCGGAGGUAUCCGAGCCAGGGAAGCGGCUAGCCCUCACAAGCCGGCCAUCCCAAACAUCGUGCCAGCCAACCUACACUCCCUGGACAAAAAAAUGGACUACAUAUGGCUCAUAAGGAAUACCCAGAGGAAUGGGCCUGUAGAGGCACUAAAGGACUGCUACACUACAGACUGGGAGGUGUUCAAGCAAGUUGCCUCCCACAACUCCACCACCAACCACCAGACCGUCACUGUCCAGGCCAACCAGAAGCCAUGGCUGACAGGGGAGGUCUACAGGCUGUUAAAGGCUCGGAACGCUGCCUUUAAAACAGGAGACCAGGUCAGCCUGAGGACAGCAAGGGCCAACCUGUCAUGCAACAUCAGAGAGGCUAAGAGGCAGUACUCCAGGAGGAUAGUCUACCACUUCAGUGACAGCAGAGACUCAUGCAGCCUGUGGCGAGGGCUCUUUGCUCGUUUUGAGGGCACAGAACACCACACCUGCACAGUAGUCCCCCCCUCCUCCAGGCGAACAGGGGCCUCAUGUCUAGAGCCUGGUGAGACAGAGGAGGAGCCGGGCUCGGAAGCACCCCACAGAGCCCAGAGCCUCCAAGUGGUGCAAAGAGUCCUUUCGAACAGGCAGUCCGCGAAGAAGGAUCAAGCCUCUAAAACAGCAGAGUGGAAGAAGUUUGAUGAGGAUGUGGACAAGGUGCUGGAAGCAACAGCCAAAGGAGAUGUUGAGAGGAAGCUUCAGACUAUGACGACCAUCAUAAUGAGUAUGGCCGACGAGAGAUUUGGUGUCGAGGAGGAAAGGGCGGCCAAGCAGCCUUACUUCAAGAACCAGAGGGCCGUUAAAAUCCAUAACAUCAGGACAGAACUGAAAGCCUUGAAGAAACAGCACAAGGCAGCACGGGAAGAGGAGCGUGCACCUCUGGUAGAGCUCCAUCUCAUGCUCAGGAAGAGGCUCCUAAACCUGUGCACAGCAGAACAACACAGGAGACGCCGGAGGGAGAGGGCUAGGAAGCGGGCUGCCUUCAUCAACAACCCUUUCGGCUUCAUGAAGGAGCUCCUUGGACAGAAACGAAGUGGACGCCUGGCCUCGAAGGAGGAAGUCGACCACCACCUCCACGACACCUUCAGCGACCCCACCAAAGACCAAGAGCUAGGACAGUGUAAGGCUGUAAUAACAUCGCCAGACCCUGCUGAGGCCUUCGAUCUGAGGGAGCCACUACUGAAAGAAAUUCAGGAGGUGUUGCAGAAAGCAAGGUCCAGGUCAGCACCAGGACCAAGCGGAACGUCCUACAAGGUCUAUAAGCACUGUCCCAAGUUGCUGCACCGGCUUUGGAAAAUCUUGAGGCUCAUCUGGAGAAGAGGAAAAACAGCACAGCAGUGGCGGUUUGCAGAGGGAGUGUGGAUUCCUAAAGAGGAGGACUCCAAGACGAUCAGCCAGUUCAGAAUAAUCUCGCUGCUCAGUGUAGAAGGAAAGAUUUUCUUCAGGAUUGUAGCUAAGCGACUGACUGAUUUCUUCCUCAAGAGGAACAUCGACACCUCCGUGCAGAAGGGUGGCAUCCCUGGCGUACCAGGAUGCUUAGAGCACACUGGCGUGGUCACUCAGCUCCUCAGAGAGGCAAGGGAGAACAAGGGCGAUCUGGUGGUGCUGUGGUUAGAUCUGGCCAAUGCCUACGGCUCAAUGCCCCACAAGUCAGUCCUCGAAACACUUGAGAGGCACCAUGUUCCAGCUGCAGUAAGAGAGCUCAUCCUGGAUUACUAUGGUGAUUUCAGCCUGAGGGUCUCAGCAGGAUCAACAACAUCUAAGUGGCACAGAUUGGAGGUGGGAAUCAUCACAGGCUGCACCAUCUCAGUUGUCCUGUUCGCUCUAGCGAUGAACAUGUUGGUGAAAUCAGCAGAACCAGAGUGCAGAGGUCCCAAGUCCAAAUCUGGGAUCCGCCAACCGCCUGUCCGUGCCUUCAUGGAUGACCUGACAGUGACCACCGAGUCAUUGCCUGGAUGCAGAUGGAUCUUGACGGGGCUGGAAAGGCUAAUGGGAUGGGCCAGGAUAUCAUUCAAGCCGACAAAGUCAAGAUCCUUGGUCUUGAAGAAGGGCAGAGUGCAGUUCCGCUUCUCUAUCUCAGGAACACCAAUCCCCACCAUCUCUGAGAAGCCGAUAAAGAGCUUGGGAAAGUUCUUCGACAGCAGCCUUAGGAAUUCAGCCUCCAUCAAGAAUACCUGUGAGGAGCUGAAGGGAUGGCUGAAGGCUGUGGACAAGACAGGCCUCCCAGGAAAAUUCAAAGCGUGGAUUUACCAACACAGGAUUCUGCCAAGGAUACUGUGGCCAUCGCUCCUCUGUGAGUUUCCGAUUACUACCAUCUCAGAUCUGGAAAGGAGAGUCAGUGGCUACUUGAGGAGAUGGUUAGGACUGCAGAGGAGCUUGAGCAGCAUCGCCCUUUAUGGAAACACCUGCAAACUGACACUCCCCUUGAAAUCCAUUGAGGAGGAGUUCAAGGUCUUGCAUGCAAGGGAGGUGCUGCAAUUCCGUGAGUCAGCGGAUCCAAAAGUGUCUGGGGCAGGAGUAGCAGUCAGGACUGGCAGGAAAUGGAGAGCAGAAGCUGCAGUGGAGCAGGCAGAAUCCCGGCUACGGCACAGAGUCUUGGUGGGAACAGUGGCUAGAGGAAGGAUGGGUCUAGGAACCAUAGCAUCCCCCCGUUUUAACAAGGCUCGGGGAAAGGAGCGGAGGCAACUAGUCCAGAACGAGGUGAGAGCAGUGGUCGAGGAGGAGAGAUCCAGCAGAGCAGUGGGAAUGAGGCAGCAGGGCGCCUGAACGAGAUGGGAGCAAGUUGCGGAGAGGAAGAUCUCGUGGACUGACCUUUGGCGGGCAGAGCCACACCGCAUCAAGUUCUUAGUCCAGGCCGUCUACAAUGUACUCCCCAGCCCUUCCAACUUGCACUGCUGGGGUUUGGUCGACACUCCAACAUGCCCUCUUUGCCAAAGAAAGGGGACCCUCGAGCAUAUAUUAUGUUGCUGCCCAAAAGCUCUGGGGGAUGGCCGUUACCGAUGGCGUCACUACCAGGUGCUCAAGACCAUCGCAGAAAGCAUCUAUAGGGGCAUCACCAGCUGUCUGAGGUCAAAACCCACAAAGAGAGCCAUCAACUUUGUCAGAGCUGGGGAGAAGCUAAGUACAACAUCAGGAGCAACAUCAGGGCUUCUCAACACUGCACAGGACUGGCAGCUGUCAGUGGACUUGGGCAGCCAACUCAAGUUCCCCCAGCACGUUGCUAAGACCACCCUCAGACCUGACAUCGUUUUGGUGUCAGAGGCAACAAAGAGUGUCGUCAUGCUGGAGCUCACUGUGUCGUGGGAAGAGCGAAUGGAGGAGGCCUUUGAGCAGAAGAGGGGGAAAUAUGACGGCCUAAUCAGCGACUGCCACAGACGAGGCUGGAAGGCUAGGUGUUGGCCUGUGGAGGUAGGGUGCGGAGGCUUUGCCGGACAGUCUCUGUGCAGGGCCUACACUGCAUUGGGCAUCACAGGAGAGAAAAGGAGAAGGGCCAUCCGGAACAACACAGAGGCAGCAGAGAAAGCCUCUAGGUGGCUCUGGAUAAAGAGAGCGGAUCCGUGGUUAAAUGCUGCUGGGGCACAAGCUGAGGCAUCAUGA
This is a messenger RNA of Larimichthys crocea (large yellow croaker), 3744 nucleotides long. RefSeq lists its product as uncharacterized. Lineage: Eukaryota; Metazoa; Chordata; Actinopteri; Sciaenidae. The record is from RefSeq and is a predicted model, not a curated record.